Arabidopsis lyrata subsp. lyrata is the source of this 2163-nucleotide messenger RNA. RefSeq names its product hexokinase-3. Lineage: Eukaryota; Viridiplantae; Streptophyta; Magnoliopsida; Brassicales; Brassicaceae. The record is from RefSeq and is a predicted model, not a curated record. Gene Ontology annotation, cellular component: mitochondrion; cytosol. The transcript is spliced from 9 exons. Gene Ontology annotation, biological process: glucose 6-phosphate metabolic process; glycolytic process; intracellular glucose homeostasis. The coding region runs from base 415 to 1911 and encodes 498 amino acids. Gene Ontology annotation, molecular function: D-glucose binding; fructokinase activity; glucokinase activity.
CUUUCCAGCCCCUUCUCUCUCCUUCCGCUUUUGUCUCUGCCGAAAUCCAUAAAUCUCUUUCUCUCUCUGAAUAUUUAAUCGUCACUUGACCGCCGGUAAGAAGAAACUCGAAAGUUUCAAUCGUUUUCUAACCUUUGCCGGAGAUUAUUGACCAUCGAAAUCGAAGCAGUUGUAGAGCAGUGACAGCUGAGCAAGAAAGGCGGCGGAGAAAAAAGCAAGUAGAGAAGUCGAGAGAGAAAAGAAAAAACAAAGUAGGUGUUGAUGAUGAUGAUGAUGAUGAUUACACAAAUUCGUAUAGGGUUUUAUAAUCGACGGUGUUCGCUGUUCGUGAACUCUUUAUUGGAGUAAGUAAAAGCUUCAGAGAGAUUGUUGUGUGUAUUUGUCCUUUUUUGGUUCUGUUUUUGGGUGGUUGUGAUGGGGAAAGUGGCGGUUGCGUUUGCGGCGGUGGCGGUUGUGGCGGCUUGUUCUGUUGCGGCGGUGAUGGUUGGGAGGAGGAUGAAGAGUCGGAGGAAAUGGAGGACUGUGGUUGAGAUUUUGAAAGAGUUGGAGGAUGAUUGUGAUACUCCGGUUGGGAGGUUGAGGCAAGUGGUUGAUGCUAUGGCGGUGGAGAUGCACGCUGGAUUGGCUUCUGAAGGAGGCUCUAAGCUUAAAAUGCUCCUCACUUUCGUCGAUGAUUUGCCCACUGGGAGGGAGAAAGGUACUUAUUAUGCACUUCAUCUUGGAGGCACGUAUUUUAGGAUUUUAAGAGUUCAUCUGGGUGGUCAAAGGUCUUAUCUAGAUGUUCAAGAUGUCGAAAGACACCCAAUACCUUCACAUUUGAUGAAUAGCACCAGCGAGGUUCUUUUCAACUUUCUCGCUUUUUCCUUGGAAAGGUUUAUUGAAAAGGAGGGAAACGGGUCCAAUUCACAAGGUGUUAGAAGGGAACUUGCAUUUACGUUUUCAUUCCCUGUCAAGCAUACUUCUAUUUCUUCAGGAGUUCUAAUCAAAUGGACCAAAGGUUUUGAGAUUAGUGAAAUGGUUGGACAAGAUAUAGCUGAAUGUCUACAAGGAGCGCUUAACAGAAGAGGCCUAGAUAUGCACGUUGGGGCUCUUGUGAAUGAUACUGUGGGAGCCUUGUCGCUUGGAUAUUAUCAUGAUCCAGACACAGUUGUUGCGGUUGUGUUUGGAACAGGUAGUAAUGCAUGUUACUUGGAACGAACCGAUGCCAUAAUUAAGUGUCAGGGUCUGCUUACAACUUCUGGGAGCAUGGUGGUCAAUAUGGAGUGGGGAAAUUUUUGGUCCUCACAUUUGCCUAGAACUUCCUAUGACAUUGACUUGGAUGCAGAGAGUUCAAAUGCAAAUGAUAUGGGAUUUGAGAAGAUGAUAUCAGGAAUGUAUCUGGGUGACAUUGUUCGUAGAGUAAUUCUUCGCAUGUCACAAGAGUCCGAUAUCUUUGGACCCAUCUCGCCUGUGUUAUCUGAGCCUUACGUUCUAAGAACAAAUUCAGUCUCAGCCAUGCAUGAAGAUGACACACCUGAGUUACAAGAAGUAGCAAGAAUCUUGAAAGACUUGGGGGUAUCAGAUUUACCAGUGAAGGUGAGAAAACUAGUGGUGAAAAUAUGCGACGUGGUUACAAGAAGAGCAGGGAGGCUAGCAGCAGCAGGAAUCGCAGGAAUCUUGAAGAAGAUAGGCCGAGAUGGAAGCGGAGGGAUCACGAGCGGGAGAAGCAGAAGCGAAAUCCAGAUGCAGAAAAGAACAGUUGUUGCAGUAGAAGGAGGUUUGUACAUGAAUUACACCAUGUUUAGGGAAUACAUGGAAGAAGCUCUCGUUGAGAUAUUAGGAGAUGAAGUGAGUCAAUACGUGGUGGUUAAAGCCAUGGAAGAUGGUUCUAGCAUUGGCUCUGCUCUCCUAGUUGCCUCUUUACAGUCAUGAAUCAUCGUCGUCGUCGUUGGUAUUAAUGGUUUAUAUAAUUGGUUAUGUUCGUCCUUGUGUGUGUAAAUAAAUUAUUCAAUAUUUGUUUGUUGUUAAUUAUUAUUAUAUUGUGUAAAUGUUUAGGAAAUUUUUAUAUAUUCUUUGUUUCUUCUACUAUUCUUAUGAUGGUGUUUUGGGAAAUAGGUAUUGGUUUUUUAAGAAAAUGAUUUACACUAUGUAAAGGUGAUGAUGCUAUAUAGAAUGUCAAUUUCC